Molecule: messenger RNA, 426 nt
Organism: Corvus hawaiiensis (hawaiian crow)
Lineage: Eukaryota; Metazoa; Chordata; Aves; Passeriformes; Corvidae
Gene: BOLA3
Product: bolA family member 3
Exons: 4
Coding region: 49-357 (102 amino acids)
Source: RefSeq, a predicted model, not a curated record
CGCGCGCUGAUUGGCUGGGCCGAGGGUGACCCCGGCGCGCGCCCCGGGAUGGCGGCGGCGGGGCUGGGCCGGGGUCCGCUCUGGCUGCGCUGCCGCUCCUGGCGCAGCUUCGCCUCUCACACGGAUGGGGAGUCGCGCCUGGCCCGGGUGCUGCGGGAGAAGUUCCCCCGGGCCUCGGCCAUCAAGGUUGUGGAUAUCUCAGGCGGCUGCGGCGCCAUGUACGAGAUCCACAUCGAGUCCGAGGAGUUCCGGGAGAAGCGGACGGUGCAGCAGCACCAGAUGGUCAACCAGGCCCUGAGCGAAGAGAUCAAGCACAUGCACGGCCUGCGCAUCUUCACCUCGGCCCCCAAGCCCUGAGGCUGCUGGCACCACCAAUAAACGCUCCGGGAGGGGCCCAGGGCUGCCUCUCCCUGGAUGUGAGCUCCA